This is a messenger RNA of Salmo salar (Atlantic salmon), 2449 nucleotides long. RefSeq names its product P2X purinoceptor 4. Gene Ontology annotation, molecular function: purinergic nucleotide receptor activity; extracellularly ATP-gated monoatomic cation channel activity; ATP binding. Gene Ontology annotation, biological process: cell surface receptor signaling pathway; calcium ion transmembrane transport; response to ATP. The record is from RefSeq and is a predicted model, not a curated record. Gene Ontology annotation, cellular component: plasma membrane. NCBI's taxonomy places the organism in Eukaryota, Metazoa, Chordata, Actinopteri, Salmoniformes, Salmonidae.
ACAUGUGAUCACUGACCCACACAGGAAGGAGAAGAACCAGUAUGAGUCAGAAGAAAGAGAUUCACUCUCUCAGACAAUAUCCAAAAUGCCUUGUAAACUGCUAAAUAUAUGUGAGUAUGAAACACAUAAACUGGUCCGAAUACAAAGUGUAAGGCUGGGAUCGCUGAAAUGGGCAUUUAACGGAGUCAUACUGAUGUUCAUCUGCAUUGUAAUGUUCUGGAACAAGGAGUACCAAGAACACGACUAUGUGGUCAGCUCUGUUACUGCUAAGGUCAAGGGAGUGGCCAUGACCAGCUUGCCAGAUGUUGGUGAUAUAGUAUGGGAUGUUGUAGAUUACAGUGGGCCAUCACAGGGAAAGAAUUCAUUUUUCGUGGUGACCAAUGUCAUUGUUACAAAAAAUCAAAGGCAAGGAAAAUGCCCUGAGGUCCCUCCUUACGGAAAAGUGUGUUGGACAGACAAGGACUGCGUGAAGGGGUUCUGGGAUCAGAACAGCCACGGGGUUCAGACAGGUGCAUGUGUGAAGUUUGAUGUAACACAGAAAACAUGUGAGGUGUCUACAUGGUGCCCCAUAGAGACCAAGAAAAAGCCCCCCAAGCCUGCUCUCUUGGCAUCAGCUGAGAACUUCACAGUCCUCAUCAAGAACAACAUCAGAUUCCCAAACUUUAACUUCAUUAGAAGGAACAUCCUCCCUGAGAUGACGGACAGCUACCUGAAGCACUGCCAAUUUAACAGGCGUACAGACCCCUGGUGCCCCAUCUUCCGCCUCGGGGACAUUGUGUUGGAGGCCAGAGAGAACUUCUCAGAGAUGGCAGUUGAGGGUGGCGUCAUUGGGAUUCAAAUUAACUGGGAUUGUAAUCUGGACGGGUUCUUGCGGAACUGUCUGCCCAAAUACUCCUUCCGCCGGCUGGAUGAGAAGGAGAGCAACAGAACUCUGUACCCUGGUCUCAACUUCAGGUUUGCCAGAUAUCAGACAGAGAAAGGUGUUGGGGAGAGAACCCUGUUUAAAGCGUUUGGGAUCAGGUUUGAUGUCAUGGUGUUUGGAAAGGCAGGAAAAUUCAGCAUAAUCCAACUGAUCAUCUAUAUUGGAUCAACUCUAUCCUAUUAUGCACUGACCACUUUAUUCAUUGACUGGCUCAUUGGGACCAGCUGCUUCUCUAAAGAAGCCAGACAGAACUACUCAGAGAAAAAGGUUGAAUCUGUUCAGGACAGACAACAGUGCAUUCUCUGUGUCUCGUUUGUGGACGAUAACCAUAUAAGAGUGGUGAAAAGAUCACAUAGAAAAAGUUUACAACAAGUGAAGCCCAUGUCCGUUCACCCAUUCAAGGACGACAUAAGGCACCUGAGUGCCAUGGCUGGUGUAUUGCAGAAAGGGCACAUCAUAGACAAGCAGCCCCAGGCUCUCUCUCGGCCCAGCCGUCCAGCCUGGUGUAUGUGUGGCUGCUGCCUCCCCUCCACCCCUCCCCAGGAGCAGCUGUGCUGCAGGAUGAGCAGAGGUCGCUGCAUCACCACCUCUUCCCUGUUUGAACAGCUGGUGCUGAGUCGGCCCUUGCUGGAGGCAGUGUUGCUGUACAGAGAACCCCUUUGUGAGCUGACCGAGGGGGAGCAGUGGACCACCGCCCUGCGUCACUGCGCCUACAUUCAGUAUAUCACCUGGAGAAUUGGGGCCCCACCCAGAGAAAGCCUCCCUGUCAUACCCAGUUGUAGUGUGUGGAGAAUCAGAGAGGAAUACUCCAGCCAAGAUGGAGAGUACACUGGCAUGAGACCCAGCAGAACUACUUCUCCCCAGUCCAGCCCUAACACAAAGCUUUAGGGAAGAGGGAGAGUCAGUGUUCUAGAAAGCAGUGUUCUACAUAGAAGCUCCAUCAGAGACUGGUCCUCAUCAUGUAGCAGCUGUAUCAUGCAUUUGUACUGGUGUAUUUAUCUAAUCUUCCAUUCUGCAUUAAGGUUAACAUUUUCAACUUGAUCAUUAUCCUCGCCUGUAGAUAUUGUGUUUAUCCAUCCCACUGUCUAGAGACCCUGAAUGAUGAAGAGGGCUCCCAAGUGGCGCAGCGGUCUAAGGCACUGCAUCUCAGUGCUAGAGGCGUCACUACAGACCCUGGUUUUAAUCCAGGCUGUAUCACAAUCGGCCGUGAUUGGGAGUCCCAUAGGGCGGCGCACAAUUGGUCCAGCGUCUUCGGGUUUGGCCGGGGUAGGCCGUCAUUGUGAAUAAUUUGUUCUUAACUGACUUGCCUAGUUAAAUUAAAGGUACAAUACAUUUAAAAAAAUGUAUUUAAAAUAAAAAAUAUUGCGGAAGAUCCAUUAUCUUAGAUGACAAUGAACUGGAGCUAACUGGAGAAGGGAAUUGUGUUAUCAUUUUGUUGACUGUCUGCAGACAUGUAACCUAUUUCAAUUAUUUUUUAUAUUGAACAGAUCUUUUUUACCAUGUGCAAUAAAUGUAAUUUGGAAAAUA